This is a messenger RNA of Procambarus clarkii (red swamp crayfish), 636 nucleotides long. The record is from RefSeq and is a predicted model, not a curated record. Lineage: Eukaryota; Metazoa; Arthropoda; Malacostraca; Decapoda; Cambaridae.
AUGACUGGUGAGAAGGCAGCAUUUGUAAAUCUGCUUGCAAAAAGUGUUGGUCAUCCACUGAUUGGCUUCCAUUGCAUCAUACAUGAGGAGGCUUUAUGUGCAAAAGCUGGCCUAAAGGAACUGCAAGAAGUGAUGCAAACAGUUACCAAGGUUGUUAAUUACAUUUGUGGUCGGCCUUUAAAUAAAAGACAAUUUCAAACUCUACUGGAUGAGGUAAAAUCUGUGUAUAAAGGUCUAAAAAUGUACAACCAUGUUCGUUGGCUUAGCAGAGGCUUGGUUCUGAAACGAUUUAUUGAAUGCUUAGAUGAGAUAAAGCUCUAUAUGAACGACCAAUGUUUUUUCCUAAUGUUUUUCAUCUUAAAUGAAUUGAAUAUUAAGUUAGAGGGCUCUGGUAAGACACUUGAUGUUAUGUUUGGUUACAUAAAAGCUUUUGAAAUGAAGCUUAAAGAUUUUAAGAGGGAUGUAGAUAAUGAGAGAUUUAGAUACUUUCCAAACCUAAAGAGGUACAUCAGUGAUCUAAAAGAUGACAGAACAGACCACAAAAGUCUUCAAAAGCUGUUUGUAAACAUUAUCGAGUCAACAGUUUGGCAGUUCUCUUCAAGAUUUGCCAAAUUCAGAGAACUGGAAACACAGUAA